UCGCUCCCAAAGCAGUGAACUUUCCUUCCGACCACACGCCGGCCGCCAUUGGACCCCCUCCACCAAAACGUGUAUCGCUAUCAAUCUCUGGUCAAACUUUUCGCACCAAAUACCAAACCCCAUCUUUGAAUUCUUCUUUAUUGUAUACAAAAAUAAUCUAAAAAUGGAGCUUUGAAUCCAAUUCCUCUCGUCAAAUCAAAUCAGCUUAUAAAAGCCCAACGCCACCCACUGCCGCGCUGUUUUCUCCGUCGCCUUCUCCUCAGAUCUCCGCCCCUCUCUCGGCCUCUACGGUCCGAUCUGGUGACGGGUUUCAGAGAUUAGCAGCUGCAUUUUUGUUUUUCUUGUUUUGGGUUCUUUGUUUCUGCCGAUGGCGGCUACUGUGGGUGGUUUCACGACGUGCUUUACACGUUCGAGUGCAGAAUCUGUCGCCCCUUCGACGUCGUAUUCUGCCCCAGUUCGUGUGUUCGUCAAGCCCUCGAAGACCAAGAGAUUGGUGUUGCAGAGGGGAGCUUCUUGGGGCCUUAGAUGCGAGAUCGACCCCAAUACCGCCUCGGUUCGGAGCAGUCAGAUCGGUUCGAUCCCGCCUGCUCUUUCGGCUCUCGAAUUGCUUAAAACGUCUUCAGCUGACAGAUAUACAAGAGAAAGGAGCAGUAUUGUGGUGAUUGGGCUUAAUGUUCACACUGCACCAGUAGAGUUACGUGAGAAACUUGCCAUUCCAGAAGCUCAAUGGUCUCAUGCCAUUGGUGAACUCUGUGGUCUGAACCAUAUAGAAGAAGCUGCUGUUCUUAGUACUUGUAACCGGAUAGAGAUUUAUGUUGUAGCAUUGUCGCAGCAUCGUGGGGUUAAAGAAGUGACAGAAUGGAUGUCGACGAGGAGUGGAAUUCCUGUUUCAGAGCUUUGUAAGCACAGAGUUCUAUUAUACAAUAAAGAUGCAACUCAACACCUCUUUGAAGUUUCUGCGGGUCUCGAUUCUCUUGUGCUUGGAGAAGGUCAGAUCCUUGCUCAAGUAAAACAUGUUGUGAAAACAGGACAAGGUGUGGCUGGGUUUGACAGAAAGAUUAGUGGGUUGUUCAAGCAUGCCAUCAGUGUGGGUAAGCGGGUUAGAACCGAGACCAACAUUUCGUCAGGGUCAGUUUCUGUCAGUUCAGCUGCUGUGGAGCUUGCACAGAAGAAACUUCCAGAAUCUUCAUAUGGUACUGCUAAACUGCUGGUAGUUGGUGCAGGAAAAAUGGGGAAACUUGUGAUUAAACACUUGAUUGCAAAAGGAUGCAGGAAUAUGGUGGUUGUGAACAGAACUCAGGACGGUGUCGAUUCUCUAAGCAAGGAACUCAAGGAUGUUGAGAUAAUCUACAAACCCCUUUCAGAGAUUUUAGUGUGUGCUGCAGAGUCGGAUGUCAUCUUCACCUGCACCGCAUCGAAAACACUGUUAUUCACGAAAGAACAUGUAGCUAUGCUCCCUCCUGCACGUACAGAAACAGGAAGGCGCCUUUUUGUCGAUAUAUCAGUACCUAGAAAUGUUGAGCCAUGUGUAUCGGAACUUGAGACUGUAUCCGUCUUCAACGUAGACGAUCUCAAGGAAGUUGUGGCUGCUAACAAGGAGGAUAGACUACAGAAAGUGCAGGAGGCUCAGUCAAUAAUUGCAGAAGAACUAAACAAAUUUGAUGCCUGGAAGGAUUCUCUUGAAACUGUUCCUACCAUCAAGAAGUUUAGAGCUUAUGUUGAGAGGAUCAGGGCCUCUGAACUGGACAAAUGUCUGUCCAAGAUGGGUGAAGACAUCCCAAAGAAAAAGAAAGUAGCCAUUAAUGAUCUUAGCCUUGGUAUAGCCAACAAACUACUUCAUGGUCCAAUACAGCACUUGAGAUGCGAUGGCAGUGAUAGCCGGACUUUGGAUGAGAUACUUCAGAAUAUGUAUGCUAUUAACAGAAUGUUUGAUCUUGAGACAGACUUGUCUGUCUUGGAAGAGAAGAUUAGAGCAAAAGUUGAACGUGGCCAGAAGUAAUAAGCCCUUUUUUUUAAUAUAGUAUUUUGUUGAUAUUCCUUACAGUUAUAGCAUUCAUGUUGCCUCGUGACUGCUUGUAACUUUACACUGUUGGUGGUUUGGUUCCUCUUCCAUUGACGAUAAUCCCGCAUCGAUGGAAUUUUGGAGGGAAAAUCACCAAGUAAAGAAAUGAGGUUAUAGAGAGAGUAGAUUCAUGUGUAAUUCAUUUGUUAUUUUAUGGACAGUAAAAUAAAGAAAGUCUGGUGAAAA
Messenger RNA from Momordica charantia (bitter melon), 2248 nucleotides. Its product is annotated as glutamyl-tRNA reductase 2, chloroplastic. Lineage: Eukaryota; Viridiplantae; Streptophyta; Magnoliopsida; Cucurbitales; Cucurbitaceae. Gene Ontology annotation, molecular function: NADP binding; glutamyl-tRNA reductase (NADP+) activity. The record is from RefSeq and is a predicted model, not a curated record. Gene Ontology annotation, biological process: tetrapyrrole biosynthetic process.